Molecule: messenger RNA, 2067 nt
Organism: Sebastes umbrosus (honeycomb rockfish)
Lineage: Eukaryota; Metazoa; Chordata; Actinopteri; Perciformes; Sebastidae
Product: gap junction delta-3 protein-like
Exons: 2
Coding region: 849-1724 (291 amino acids)
Biological process (GO): cell communication
Cellular component (GO): connexin complex
Source: RefSeq, a predicted model, not a curated record
CUUCAUCAACAAGAUAUAGAUAAAUUAUCUUCUUAAAACUGUUUUUGUUCACAAGUUGAGUUUGUGAUUAUUCAGAGUAGUAAAAAAACAAAUUCUUAUCUAGUUUUUCCAGUACAACAUUAACGGACCGAUCUAAAGUCAUAUAACUACUGGGAAACAAUCAUUUUAUUGCUUACAUCAAAGAAUUGAACUUCAAACCUCUAACCUCAAUUAAAAAGGUCAGGUGUAUAUUAAUGCCUCUGACUGAAUGAAGCACACUGUAUGUACAAUUAAUCAGCUUUAUGAAAGUUCUCGUGUUGACCGUAGUGUCCGGGGAAACUGUCGGUACAGCUUCCUGCCAUUUAGGAAGCUCUUUGAAAUGCUCAUCAAGACUUUGCCUUUCUUGGGUAAACAUCACUUCUGUCUGGGACGCUUGAUGGCCACAGAUUAGGACUGAGCAGGAAUUUCCUAAACUGUUGCCGCCCUCUCGAUCAUUAGCCCGGGCAAACCUCAAUCACAGAGAGAGUGAGGGGGAAUAUACCACGAGCUGGUGUUUGGAUACAAUUUUUUAUUUGUUGAAAUCUUCCAGCAGGACAGCGGGACAAAACAAACCAGAAAAGACGAAACAGGAUUUUGAAGGAUUAUCAGAGAGGGUCAUCGGAACGUGAACACUAUCACCAUUGUAGACGCAUAAACCCUGGGCCAACCUUUGACCUGCAGAUUGGCCUGAUUAGUCUCACUAUGAGUCAUGACUUGAAGAUAAUAAGAGACAUUUUACUUUCUUUUCUUAACCACAGACAGCAUUUGCUGUGAGACGGACAGGUGGACAGACUUUCAAGAAGAAGCCAAGACCAAGAAGCGCUGCAACCAUGAGUGAAUGGGGCUUCCUCAGUAGCCUCUUCGACAGCCUCCAGGCCCACUCGCCGAUGCUCGGUCGUUUCUGGCUCUUACUCAUGCUUGUCUUUAGGAUCCUGAUCCUGGGAACUGUAGCCAGCGACCUGUUUGAGGACGAGCAAGAGGAGUUUUCCUGCAACACCCUCCAGCCGGGCUGCAAGCAGGUGUGCUAUGACCUGGCCUUCCCGAUCUCCCAGUUCAGAUUCUGGGUUUUUCACAUCGUCCUCAUCGCUACGCCUGCCCUGGUUUUCCUCAUGUAUGCCAUGCAUCACCACAACAAGAGGGACAGCUGCUCCAAAGCCAGCCAAAUCAGCGGCCAGGACUACGGGGAAGAGCUCCGUUUGAGGAGGCUUUACAUCGUUAAUGUGGCCUUCCGCAUAUUGGCUGAACUCGGCUUUCUAGUGGGCCAGUGGUGGCUCUACGGCUUCAAGGUGGAGUCCCAGUUCCCCUGUAGCCGCUUUCCCUGCCCCUACACAGUGGACUGCUUUACCUCGCGCCCUGCAGAGAAAACAGUCUUCCUCUGCUUCUACUUCGGUGUAGGGGUGGUAUCAGCCAUUUCCAGCUGUGCAGAGCUUUUCUUCAGCUCCUUGAAGUGGUUCUGCAUGAGCCAGCCGGCCUACGCCCCGGAGCGCCACUGCGUCUGCCAGAACCUCCAGAACAUCAAGCAAGAGGAGGCGGAGGCGGAGGUGGAGGAGAAACCACGAGGAAGGGCAGCGUCAGAGAGGCUGCCCGGCAGCGUGAGGCUCAAGGGAGGGUCGCAGAGGAGCAGCAGCGCGAGCAGGAAGGUCUCCAGCAUCGGCCACAAGCACAGUGGAGGCAAAUAUGUGAGCCCCAGGACAUUCAUGGUGUGACAUUCAAACAUGCUGCAAUCACUUUAUCUAAAUGUUAUAAAGAUAUUACUAUUGCCUGUAUGCCAUUUCACUAAAAAAAGUAUUAAUGAGGGAAGGAGUUUUCUUUGAUGGGAGACAUCAUAAGGAAGUUCUUGGGAGACAGUCCUUUAAUCAGGAAAUGAGCAGAAGACUGAUGGCGCUGAUAAGGCGGACACAUUGUUGACUUUUGGUCUCAUGAAUCAUUACAGAACAUAAACAGUUCAGGAGGGAAAAAGAUUCUGGAUUACGUUUGUUUAACACUGAUUGCUUUUUUUGUUUCAAAGAGAACUGAUUGGACGCCCCUGAGCCACACCCUUGUUAACGG